AUGCCGAAGAAGCUUCCAGCGGAGUUGGAGGAUGAGAUACUUUAUCGUGUUCCACCUCUAUCUCUCGCUCGAUUCAGAACCGUUUGCAAACAAUGGAACACACUCUACAACGACAAGAGAUUCAUCAACAAUCACUUGGCCUGCGUCCGUCCUCAAUUCAUCUUACGGACCGAGAAUUCCAAGAUUUAUUCAAUAGGCAUCAAUCUCGAUGAUUCCUUAGAGGUGCGUGAGCUAAACCUAGAAACUCAUGAUCAGGGUCCUGAUAAGAAACUUAAGUUGUAUCGAAACAUGUUUUAUUGCGACGGGUUUUUGUUAUGCCCUGCUUUGCCUCGCGAGGUUGCGAUCUGGAAUCCAUGGUUGAGAGAACGACAAACUAAAUGGAUCGAGCCGAAGAGGAAUAGAUUCAAUUUAUAUGGACUAGGUUAUGAUAACGGUAGACCUGAUAAGGAAUACAAGAUAUUAGGGUUAAGUUAUGGUUUCAGUCAAGAGAUGGACGACGGCAGUGACACCAAAAUUGACCCGAGGGUUUCAAUCUACGAGUUUGCAACCAAUGCGUGGAAAGAUUGUAAGUUUGGUUUACUUGACUGGCACGUAAGGUCUCCACGGACUGUUUUAUCUUUGAAUGGAACUCUGUAUUGGAUUGCUAAGAGGUUUGAGAGUGGUGAUACUUUUAUCCAAAGCUUUGAUUUUUCAAGCGAGAGAUUCAAGCCAUUUUGUUUUUUGCCGUGUAAGAACGAUUUCGGAGAUACUCAAAUCCUUGAGGUUUUUAGGGGAGAUCGGAUUUCUGUGUUGGAACAAUGCAAGACAACAAAGAAGGUCAAGAUUUGGGUGACCAAGAACAUGAUUACUGGAGAUAUGAAGGAGAUUGUGUCGUGGAGACUGUUAAUGACGGUGUCGAUACCAGACUUCCCGAGAUUACAAAACCAUACACGCUGUAAUUCUCAGCCGAGUUACUACGUCGAUAACAAUGAUGACAAGAGGCUCAUUGUGUGUACUUGUGAUGAAAUUGGUAAGCCUUGCGUCUAUAUAGUGAAGGGAGAUAGGUUCAAGAAGAUUCAAAUGGGUUUUGAGGUUGAUCCUUGGCCUUUUCACCUUGUCUAUGUUCCUAGUUUGGUUCCCAUUCCUUUAGUUCAAGAGCAACGAGAAUGAGAAGUUUAGUUUUUAUUACAUUUUUGAGGUAUUAAUUUUAAGAGUUCAUUGUUUUAUGGAUUGGGUAACAUACUAAAUAAA
Messenger RNA from Camelina sativa (false flax), 1230 nucleotides. The record is from RefSeq and is a predicted model, not a curated record. Lineage: Eukaryota; Viridiplantae; Streptophyta; Magnoliopsida; Brassicales; Brassicaceae.